GUUGCGAGCGUCUAAGCUUUUCCAAGAAUUUUUGAAAGUUGGUUUGCUUUUUCCAGAUGGGAUUCUAUGAUGAAGAUGAGGAUCUUUUUUCCAACGUUCCAAUUUAUGAUAGAAGUUCACAGGAACCCGAAUCAAAGCGGUUACGACUGGACCUUUCUUUGCAGCCCAGUACUAGCUGGGCUAAUGAGCAUCCAUAUUCGAGUUUUGAUGAAACCUUGGACAAGCCUGAUACCGUAGAUGCUGACGACGAUGACGAUCGCGAUCCGGCAGAAAUUGAGGCGAGAUUAUCAAAACUUCGACUCAUUGGGAUGAAAAAGAGGCCGGGUCAUGCUCUCCGUCGCUAUCUACUCAAUAAAGUCGCUAAGGGGCUAGAAGCCAAUCCAUGGCUGUCCACUGUAUACACGGAGAAGGAUCUGCGCAAGAAGCUACGACGUUAUAUACUCGGAUUGGUAGUUCGAGCCUGUGAAAAUGAAGGAGUGGAAGAUUGUCAACUCGAUCGGACGAAUGAAGAGGCAUUCAGAUUCAUAGAUCGAUUGAACGAUGAGCUUGUGCAAUCGCUCGCAGCUGUCGGGACUUUUUCGUCAGAGCAGAUCCGAUGUGCUCGAAGUAAUUGUCAAAAGGCUUUUGUCCCGAGGAAAACGGCUACUGCUUUGGUCUCGCGGAUUAAUGGCAACUACACUCAAUGCCAGGUGCCAGAAUGUCCGAAAAGCAUUGACAACAAUGAUGAUGUGAAUUACUUAAUUGUCGAAGGCGGCUCAUAUAGCCACAGACUGGAAAUCCCAGAUUUCCAGCAGUCGAUUACAAAGCUUUUGUGCUUUUGUACUUUUCAUGGUGGCUUAUACGAAAUGAUGUUUGACUUGAUUCAUAUGAAAUGGAAUCUUUACAACAACUGUUUGGUUCAUGUUAAAAAGAUCCUGGAAGAGAAGCAUUUCAAGGAUAGUGAUGAUGUGAUUGACGAGCUACCUGCUGAUGUAAUCAAGAGCUUAGUCCAUCACCAGAUGGCACGCUAUUUCUGUUUCUGGGCUUUUGGUGACGUCGAAAUGUGGGAAAGAAACGGCUGUACGCUAUUCCAGUUGAUCAACAUCAGUGACUGGAGAUAAGAUUUUCUUCUUAUUGUACGUCUUUCAUUACGUUGGCUAGUCCCAAGAGAUUGUUUCAUGCUAGCGCGUAUUCGAGCUCCUCGUAGCUCCUAUUAGUUACAUUAUGUUCGAAGCUGCCUCUAAGCGCGAAAACCAUGGAGUUGACAGAAGAAGUUGAAAUCAUCUAAGGGAAUUGGUGUAUUUCUAGCCUUUCAUAUGCCACCAAGAUAUGAAAUUGGGGCAUAAAUUCGUCGUU
Molecule: messenger RNA, 1335 nt
Organism: Cylicocyclus nassatus
Lineage: Eukaryota; Metazoa; Nematoda; Chromadorea; Rhabditida; Strongylidae
Source: the annotation of a GenBank genome assembly